AAAACAUAAGCACUACUGUCGUUCCAGACUUCCAGUAGUAUAAUCAUUCCCUCCAGCUAUAUAGCUUGUGUGUGUUCUUUGGAACCAAGAAAAUGGCCUCAUCUGCAAGUGAGAAUCGCUUACUGCUAUCCAAGAUUGCAACCAAUGAAAAACAUGGUGAGAACUCGCCGUACUUCGACGGAUGGAAUAAGUACAAUCAAAACCCAUUUCACCUAACUGAAAAUCCUGAAGGAGUUAUCCAGAUGGGUCUGGCAGAAAAUCAGCUUUCCUUCGACUUGGUUGAAGAGUGGAUUAGGAAAAAUCCCAAAGCCUCUAUUUGCACUGCUGAAGGAAUUGAGAAGUUCAGAAACGUGGCCAAUUUUCAAGACUAUCAUGGCUUACCAGAGUUCAGACAGGCCAUUGCUACGUUCAUGUCGAAAGCAAGAGGUGGUAGAGUCACAUUUGAUCCUCAUCGCGUAGUUAUGAGUGGAGGAGCCACCGGAGCAAAUGAGCUGGUCAUGUUCUGUUUGGCCGACCGCGGCGAUGCUUUCCUUAUCCCCUCACCGUACUAUCCAGCAUUUUACCGAGACCUCGGAUGGAGAACUGGAGUCCAAAUUGUCCCGGUCGAUUGUGAUAGCUCCAACAAUUUCAAAAUAACCAAGGAAGCACUGGAAGCAGCUUAUGAAAAAGCCCAAAACAACAACAUCAAUGUCAAGGGCUUGAUCAUAACAAACCCAUCAAAUCCAUUAGGCACAACCCUAGACAAAGACACACUUGAAAGCCUUGUCACAUUUAUAAACCAAAAGAACAUUCACUUGGUUUGUGAUGAAAUCUAUGCAGCCACAGUCUUCAGCUCCCCAAAAUUCACAUGCAUCACCGAGGUUAUACAAAACAUGAAUUGCAACCCCAACCUAAUCCACAUUGUCUACAGUUUGUCCAAGGACAUGGGGUUCCCGGGACUGAGAGUCGGCAUCGUUUACUCCUACAACGAUGACGUGGUGAACAUUGGCCGAAAAAUGUCAAGUUUUGGGCUGGUCUCAUCCCAAACUCAGCACAUGCUUGCGUCCAUGCUUUCGGACGAAGAUUUUGUCGAGAAGUUCCUCACCACAAGCGCAAAAAGGCUCGCAAAGAGGCACGGGGUCUUCACUGAUGGGCUUGAGGAAGUGGGAAUCAACUGCUUGAAGAGCAAUGCCGGCCUUUUCUGUUGGAUGGACUUAAGGAGGCUAUUGAAAGAUCAAACGUUUGAUGGCGAAAUGGUGUUGUGGCGUGUAAUCGUUAAUGAAGUGAAGCUCAACGUUUCUCCGGGCUCUUCGUUUAAAUGCGUCGAGCCUGGUUGGUUUAGGGUUUGCUUCGCCAACAUGGAUGAUGACACAGUGGAAGUUGCACUCAAAAGGAUUAGGGCAUUUGUAGGGCAAGGAAAGAAAGCUCAAGAACAAGCACAAGUGAAAAGUCCUAAGAAGCGUUGGCAGAGCAAUCUAAGGCUGAGCUUUUCAUCAUCAUCCAGAAGGUUUGAGCAGGAAGGUGUUAGUGUUAUGUCACCACGUAUGAUGUCUCCUCAUUCACCAAUGCCUCACUCACCUCUCCUUCGAGCUACGACUUAAAGAGUAUUGGGGACCUAUACUCUAGUGUGUGCAAUUAAUUAAGGGUACUAGAAAAUAAUUACUGAGGUUGAAUAUGUUUUUAAUUUCGUUUUGGACGUGCUCAUGGUAAUUUUGCCCAUUAUAAUUACUUUGGAUGCUGAUUAAUGCAGCUCUCAAAGGUUUUUUUUAAUGGACUAAAUAGGAAAGCUGUCGUUCAUUUUUUCCUUCAAAAUAUCUAUCAAUAGCGUGAAUAGUCAUAUUCAUGCUAAUCCUCUCUAUUGAGGCCUUAAUAUGCUUGUAGGACUCCCCAUUGUAUCAAGCACUUUUUUCCUUAUGUGACUUUGAAAGCUGAACUAUACAUAUAAAUAAUGUAAAUUAUACUU
This is a messenger RNA of Pyrus x bretschneideri (Chinese white pear), 1942 nucleotides long. RefSeq names its product 1-aminocyclopropane-1-carboxylate synthase 1. The record is from RefSeq and is marked provisional. Gene Ontology annotation, biological process: amino acid metabolic process; biosynthetic process. Gene Ontology annotation, molecular function: transaminase activity; pyridoxal phosphate binding. NCBI's taxonomy places the organism in Eukaryota, Viridiplantae, Streptophyta, Magnoliopsida, Rosales, Rosaceae.